AGCCAACUGGAGCGAGCCUGUGCUCGGUCAACUCCUCAUCCCUUUUCGCGGCUCGCUGCCGCAGUUCAUUGCAUCUAGAAAAUUACGACCAAUCCAGCCAGGUACCCCGAUUCCGGCCAGUCGAGGCCAGUUUUCCGUUGCGGCAAAUUGUUCAGCUCAGUACGUUCAUUGGACCUAGCAUCUUACGGCCAGGGAAGCUUAGAAGAUUCCAGCCAGCGUCACCGGACUGUGAAUUCCGGUCGUAUUUUUAUAAAGUUCGGAUUUUGGACCACUGUUGCCGAUCGCCCGAGUAAAUUCCGACCUUUUCCCACUGUACCGCCAGAUAAAUUGUUGCUGUUGGCGUCAUAUUAUUCUGUCCAUCGUUGCUUGUCCUUCCCUAGUAAGCGUAUCACUUUCACCUCUCCAAGAAUGGAACGGCUCCAAAAAAAACUUGAUGCCGGAAGCUUUAAAAAAUUAACGGAUAAUCUGGUGAACAAUGUUUCACUUUGGGAUAUGGACGAUGAUGACUUGAAGGAAAUCGGUAUCAUCGAAAAAGGUCCUCGCAAAAUAAUCCUUCGAUUCAUAGAGCGUCAUGCUGGUAGUAGUGAUAAUUUGGACAACACAGCUGAAAAUGAACCAGAAGUAUCUAUUCGUGAAUUUGAGGAACAACACCAACAAAAGUCUGUGCGAUCUGUCCUGGAGAGUAAUACCAAAUUCCAUAUGACUUUAACCCGGCAGUUAGAUUACGGUGUAAUUCCCGAUGUAAAGAAAUUACGCCUGAUGAACCGAAUUCUAACUGAGCAUUAUUUUUCCGAACAAAUGCUGAAACAGAACAGAUAUCCUACCUGGCAAGAGAAGCAGCAAUUGGCCUGUCGUAUUAUUGAACAAUUUCCUCAUCUAGCUGCCACACGGAUCACUGAAGAUGCGCCACAUGAGUCUUAUUUCUUUUGGCGUCAUGGUGGGCUUGAGCAUGGAGCUCAUACUGGAUUGAUUGAAACUCGUGUUAGUAAUAUGAGAAAAGACGUAUUACCGGAAAACAGACAAUUCCGAAGAUCGAAAAAGGAAAAGCUUUUUGUCGACGAUGAAGUGAAUCAAGUGGCGGCCCAUCUUUCUGCACUCUUGCCAACAUCAACGAAUGCGCGGCAAAUAUCAGAAGGCAUGACAUUAACCUUCGUUUUACACAAAUCAUUACUGCAUGGAGAAGCAGGCAAUAAAUGCGAUGCGAUCGUUGAAAAAUUUCCACAUCUAUUAGCUUAUGAUGGAGAAAUGAUAAUACAAGCGUUCCAGAGAAUUCAUCAGAACUCCGGCACUCAUCAUCUAAAGGUACUGCUUCGAACGGGAUUAUUGUUGGACGAGAGCAUUUGGAACGACGUGGAAGACGAAUACAUCCGAGGAGCAUUGCGCCUUAUGAAAAGCUGUCCAAUCGAGGCAUCAAAAGGCAAUGUAAUAUGCAGAACCUAAGUACGGAUGAAAUGUUCGCUUUGCCCUUAGUGAGAUGGGCCAGUUUCCUUCGCAACGAAGAAGUCGGAUACAACGAGCUUUUGGCGGUUAAGCAAGCAGCAAUGACAUCUCCCAUCGAACCGCACAUCAUCUGUGUAGGAGACCGUUACAAACGCGGUAAUUUCUACAUCAUUUUUAAUAAGCAUGUGGCGCCAUGCGGUACGUCGAGCCUGCGGGCUAGUGAAACUCUCUUCAAAUCGUUCCACGUGUUCGCCUUGGAAGUUCCAGUAUUGCUGAGAAAGCUAAAUGACUUGGUGGCCAUAAAUGUAUUCAACAUUAUGCAAAGCAGUACGAAGGCAUCAGUUAAUCUGUUGUCGGCGAAAUACCGAGAAUUCUCCAUAAACCUUGCGGAGGAAUAAGAUAAAGUUUUGAGGCUCCCACAGACCUAAGCGAUUUCAUCGUCGCGACGGCGACAACUAGUCGCCGCGAUUCUACCGUUGGGUCGCUGCAGGCUAUUUUCCAUUUGCGCUUCCAUAUCGACGGCGACAGGAUCGCUGUCUCCAUGCAUUAGAAUCGCGGCGUGAUUGUCGCAUCGUAUGUGUUUGGGGGAACCUUUAUU
Messenger RNA from Armigeres subalbatus, 2038 nucleotides. RefSeq lists its product as uncharacterized. The transcript has 8 exons. The record is from RefSeq and is a predicted model, not a curated record. Lineage: Eukaryota; Metazoa; Arthropoda; Insecta; Diptera; Culicidae. The coding region runs from base 409 to 1440 and encodes 343 amino acids.